Messenger RNA from Archocentrus centrarchus (flier cichlid), 2218 nucleotides. RefSeq names its product signal peptide peptidase-like 2 (gene sppl2b). Gene Ontology annotation, cellular component: lumenal side of endoplasmic reticulum membrane; Golgi-associated vesicle membrane; lysosomal membrane. Gene Ontology annotation, molecular function: aspartic endopeptidase activity, intramembrane cleaving. Lineage: Eukaryota; Metazoa; Chordata; Actinopteri; Cichliformes; Cichlidae. The record is from RefSeq and is a predicted model, not a curated record. Gene Ontology annotation, biological process: membrane protein proteolysis.
AUGGGGGAAACAACAACAAAGCUAGGCAACAUGAGGGUCCCUGAAACACUGAUCUGGGCCGUCUUUCUCAUCCAGAAGGUGGUGGGAGAGUAUGGCAUGGCCCAUUUCAGUGACAAGGGCAAGAGCAAAGGAAAAGAUUACUGCAUAUUCUUCAACUCUCAGUGGGCACGUUUACCUCAGGACCUCAAUAAGGCAUCACGUCUCCAGAUCUACGACUUGACAACAUCGGUCCUGUGCUCAGCCUCUGAGGUCCCAGAGGGUGGCUUCCCGAACCGUAUCCCCAUGGUGAUGAGGGGCAACUGCACUUUCUAUGAAAAGGUUCGCCUGGCCCAGAUUAAUGGUGCCAAGGGCCUGCUCAUUGUCAGCAAGGACAGACUUACACCACCAGCAGGAAACAAGACUCAGUAUGAGGAGAUUGACAUUCCUGUAGCACUGCUCAGCUACUCUGAUAUGUUGGACAUAAGCAAGACCUUUGGUAAAGGACAGCUGGUUGCUAUGUACGCACCCAACGAGCCGGUCUUGGACUAUAACAUGGUGAUCAUCUUCUUGAUGGCAGUAGGAACGGUGGCCAUUGGAGGCUACUGGGCUGGCAGCAGAGACAGCAAAAAACGGUACAUGAAGCACAAACGGGACGAUGGCGCAGAGAAGCAAGACGAGGAGACCGUAGAUGUCACCCCCAUCAUGAUUUGUGUUUUCGUCGUCAUGUGCUGCAACAUGCUGGUGCUACUCUACUUUUUCUACGAUCGCCUGGCCAUUUGGGUCAUCAGGAUCUUCUGUUUGGCCUCCUCUGUCGGCCUGUACAGCUGCCUGUGGCCGUUUGUCAGGAGACUUCCUUUCUGCAAGUGCAGGAUCCCGGAGAACAACCUGCCGUACCUGCACAAGCGGCCGCAGAUUCGCAUGUUGCUGCUGUCAGCCCUCUGCAUCAGUGUCAGCAUCAUCUGGAUGGUGUUUCGCAAUGAAGACCAGUGGGCGUGGGUGUUACAGGACGCCCUGGGGAUCGCCUUCUGUCUCUACAUGCUCAAAACAGUCAGGCUGUCCACAUUUAAGGCUUGCACUUUACUAAUGACGGUCCUGUUUGUGUACGAUGUUUUCUUCGUAUUUAUUACACCUUUCUUCACAAAGAGUGGGGAAAGUAUAAUGGUGGAGGUAGCGGCUGGUCCCUCUGACUCCUCCACACAUGAAAAGCUUCCCAUGGUGCUCAAAGUGCCACGGUUAAACUCCUCCCCUCUGGCUCUUUGUGACCGUCCCUUCUCGCUCCUUGGCUUUGGAGAUAUUUUAGUACCAGGUCUGCUGGUGGCGUACUGUCACAGAUUUGACAUUUUAACUCAAUCCUCGAGGAUCUACUUUGUGGCCUGUACAGUCGCUUACGGCAUCGGCCUGCUGAUCACCUUCGUGGCACUGGCCAUGAUGCAGAUGGGUCAGCCGGCUUUGCUCUACCUGGUGCCUUGCACUCUGCUCACCAGCCUCACUGUAGCGCUGUGGCGCAGGGAGUUGCCCCAGUUCUGGACUGGAAGUGGAUUUGUGCCUGCCAUAGUGCUCGCACCGAUCAACUGCACACAAACCGCCACGCCACAGACCGAGGGGCCCUCAGCUAAACCUGAGCCAGAGGCCACAGAGGAGCAAGCCAAUAAGAGCGAAGACACCCCUCAGCACCCACCUCAGCAAACGCCCUCGGCAGAGGGCAACGAGGAGGAAAAUAAACCUAACUGAAACAAAGUCUAGUACGGCACUUUUCCAUUUCACUAUGUUGAUUUUGUUCUGUUUUAUUUCCACAGUGUGUCUGAGUUAGUGGAACGUUUCACGUACGGAUGCUUGUUUGCGCUCAGUGCAAAGUGAGGAGCAGAACGAAGUCGUGUUUUCUGAAUGUUGGACUCAGCAGGGUAGUGAGGGAAUCAAACUGCCGAACAUAAGCAGCCUAACAGCACCUGCUACCAUACAGUCUGCACCACCCAUAAGGGGAGUGAAAAGUCAAAUCUGCAAACUGUUCUGCUGAAAAAACACUAAAUAUUUCCACUGCACUCAGCUCUCAGCCAGCCUCAAGGCCUGGUCACACCAGCAAAUGUCAGUGUAACCAGACCAAUAACACCAGUGCUAAAUAACCUAUUUAGAAAAGUACCCCUACAGAGUAUUGGUUUUCUUUACAGUGAAGAAGAUAUUCACCAUUUAAAAAGCUGAGAUCUUAAACCCGAGUUUAAAAAAAAAAAAAAAAAAAAAAAAA